This is a messenger RNA of Bombina bombina (fire-bellied toad), 4365 nucleotides long. RefSeq names its product zinc finger protein 585A-like. Gene Ontology annotation, molecular function: DNA-binding transcription factor activity, RNA polymerase II-specific; RNA polymerase II transcription regulatory region sequence-specific DNA binding. The record is from RefSeq and is a predicted model, not a curated record. Gene Ontology annotation, cellular component: nucleus. The transcript is spliced from 7 exons. Gene Ontology annotation, biological process: regulation of transcription by RNA polymerase II. The coding region runs from base 488 to 3472 and encodes 994 amino acids. Lineage: Eukaryota; Metazoa; Chordata; Amphibia; Anura; Bombinatoridae.
UUUUCUUCUUUUCUUUCUCUUCUUUGUGUGUGUGUUAGAUAGGAUCUAGAGUAUAUAGCAUUAAUGGAGAUCAUAGCUUUGGUAGGGUUUUUAUGCAUUAAGAAAAAUUGCCAGGUCAGAGCCGUCUUUUUCUUUUCUCGAGUGGUUAGGUGAAUAUCUCCACCCACUUAAGGUGCCUUUUUAUUUCUAAGCGAGAUUGUAUUCUGUUUUGUAUUAACGUUUAUUUUUGGAAGUAUUUUGUCAUCUGCUUUUUUUGUUGGAAUCACCUAUUGUUAACUGUUUAUUUUCUUGGCAAAAUAAAAAGAUAUAUAAAAAAAAAAAAAAAAAAGAGGUUAAGCAGAACCAUUAUUUAUUAUUAUUUGUCUAAACCAUUUAAUAUACUUUUUACAGACACGGCCAGAGCACUGAGAGAUAUCAGGUAUUGAUGUAACUGGAGUGAAUAAGGGAACCUUCUUCCUGAGCACCGACAUUGGAGUCUGAUAUCAGCAUGCACUCAUAUGUGUUAGACAAACACGUCAAUAGUUCAUAUCCAUCCUUCACUACAGCAAGCAUCAGAAUGAUACCGCAAACUCCAAUAGUCUUACACACUAAUGACUAUUCACAAACAUUGGGGAUAUCACAGCAGAUAUUUAAAGGAGAUAGUGAAUUGGCAGGAACUGGAAAGCAAUCACUAUGUACAGAGAGUAAUUUAGUCAUCAAACAAGAGGACAACAUUUAUGACUUAUCUAGUGAAAUUAUUAUCCCUGAGGAUAAACCACACAUAUUUACUUUGUUUUCAAAGCCUAUUAAAGAAGAGAAAAGUCUACAGUCUAGCCAAAUAAUUCAUACAAAGGAACAACCUUUCCAAAGUACAGAAUGUGAGAAAAGCUUUAGAUGGAAGUCUCAUCUACUAGAACAUCACAAAAUUCACACAGGUGAGAAACCACACACGUGUACAGAGUGCGGCAAAUGUUUUACACGAAUAAAUCAUCUGAAAAGUCAUAAAAAUAUUCACACAGGAGAAAAUCCUUUCACAUGUACAGAGUGUGGAAAACAUUUUACGCAAAAGAGUGAUCUGAAAAAGCAUGAAAGGAUUCACACAGGGGAAACGCCGUUCACAUGUACAGAGUGUGGAAAAAGUUUUACACGAAUGGAUUAUCUGAAAAGUCAUGAAAAGAUUCACACAGGGGAAAAGCCUUUCACAUGUACAGAGUGUGGAAAACAUUUUACGCAAAAGAGUGAUCUGAAAAAGCAUGAAAAGAUUCACACAGGGGAAAUGCCGUUCACAUGUACAGAGUGUGGAAAAAGUUUUACACGAAUGGAUUGUCUGAAAAGUCAUGAAAAGAUUCACACAGGGGAAAAGCCUUUCACAUGUACAGAGUGUGGAAAAAGCUUUGCAGAAAAGAGUAGUCUGAAAACUCAUGAAAGGAUUCACACAGGAGAAAAGCCUUUCACAUGUACAGAGUGUGGAAAAAGUUUUACAAAAAAGAGUAAUCUGAAAACUCAUGAAAGGAUUCACACAGGAGAAAAGCCGUUCACAUGUACGGAGUGUGGGAAAAGUUUUACACAAAUUAGUAAUCUGGAAAUGCAUGAAAGGAUUCACACAGGGGAAAAGCCUUUCACAUGUACAGAGUGUGGAAAAAGUUUUACACGAAUCAAUCAUCUGAAAACUCAUGAAAGGAUUCACACAGGAGAAAAGCCGUUCACAUGUAUAGAGUGUGGAAAAAGUUUCUCUGACUCAUGUCAUUGGCUGUAUCACAAAAAGACCCACACAGGGGAGAAACCUUUCACAUGUAAUGAGUGUGGUAAAAGUUUUACACAAAAGAGUGAUCUGAAAACUCAUGAAAGGAAUCACACAGGAGAAAAACCGUUCACAUGUACAGAGUGUGGAAAACGUUUUACACAAAAUAGUAGUCUGAAAAAUCAUGAAAGGAUUCACACAGGAGAAAAGCCUUUCACAUGUACAGAGUGUGGAAAAAGUUUUACAUGUAAGAAUCAUCUGAAAACUCAUGAAAGGAUUCACGCAGGAGAAAAGCUGUUCACAUGUACAGAGUGUGGAAAAAGUUUUACACAAAUGGAUAAUCUGACAACUCAUGAAAGGAUUCACACAGGGGAGAAACCUUUCACAUGUACAGAGUGUGGAAAAUUUUUUACACAUAAUAGUAGUCUGAAAAAUCAUGAAAGGAUUCACACAGGAAAAAAGCCUUUCACAUGUACAGAGUGUGGAAAAAGUUUUACAUGUAAGAGUCAUCUGAAAACUCAUGAAAGGAUUCAAACAGGGGAGAAACCUUUCACAUGUACAGAGUGUGGAAAAAGUUUUACACAUAAUAGUAGUCUGAAAAAUCAUGAAAGGAUUCACACAGGAAAAAAGCCUUUUACAUGUACAGAGUGUGGAAAAAGGUUUGCAUGUAAGAGUCAUCUGAAAACUCAUGAAAGGAUUCACGCAGGAGAAAAGCCUUUCACAUGUACAGAGUGUGGAAAAAGUUUUACAUGUAAGAGUCAUCUGAAAAAUCAUGAAAGGAUUCACACAGGAGAAAAGCCUUUCACAUGUGACGCAUGUGGAAAAAGUUUUACACGAAUGGAUAAUCUGAAAAUUCAUGAAAGGAGUCACACAGGAGAAAAGCCUUUCACAUGUACAGAGUGUGGAGAAGGUUUUAGAAGAAUGGAUAAUCUGAAAACUCAUGAAAGGAUUCACACAGGAGAAAAGCCUUUCACAUGUACAGAGUGUGGAAAAAGUUUUACACGAAUGCAUAAUAUGAAAAUUCAUGAAAGAAGUCACACAGGAGAAAAGCCUUUCACAUGUUCAGAGUGUGGAGAAUGUUUUACACGAAUGGAUAAUAUGAAAAUUCAUGAAAGGAUUCACACAGGAGAAAAAGCUUUCACAUGUACAGAGUGUGGAAAAAGUUUUACACGAAUGGAUAAUCUGAAAAUUCAUGAAAGGAGUCACACAGGAGAAAAGCCUUUCACAUGUACAGAGUGUGGAGAAGGUUUUAGAAGAAUGGAUAAUCUGAAAACUCAUAAAAAAAUUCACACAGGAGAAAAGCCUUUCAGAUGUACAGAGUGCGGAAAAAGUUUUAUAGAAAAGAGUAGUCUGAACAUUCAUGAACGGAGUCACACAGGAGAAAAACCUUUCACAUGUGCAGAGUGUGGAAAAAGUUUUACAUAUAGAAGUACUCUGAAAACUCAUGAAAGGAUUCACACAGGAGAGAAACCUUUCACAUGUACAAAGUGCGGAAAAAGUUUUACAUAUAUAAGUACUCUGAAAAAUCAUGAAAGGAUUCACACAGGAGAAAAAGCUUUCACAUGUACAGAGUGCGGAAAAAGUUUUACAGAGAAAAGUAGUCUGAAAAUUCACGAAAGGAGUCACACAGGGGAAAAACCUUUCACAUGUACAGAGUGUGGAAAAUAUUUUACACAAAAGAGUAAUCUGAGAAAGCAUGAAAGGAUUCACAAGGGAAGAAACCUUUCACACCAAAUAUUUACACACAAAUAAACUUUAUAAACACAGUGUACAACCUUUUUACAAUUAUCUAAAGAGGACAAACUCUCUAAAUAGAAGCAUCUUUUAUUGUUAAUAAUACUUUCUAAAUCCCAGUUAUAAAAUCCUCAGAUUGGAAGUGCUCUCCUGCUGUCCUUUGUUCAUCUAUAUAUGUGGACCUCAGUUUCUCUCAUAUAAAUGUGAUAGAAUCCAAACACCACACAGGAAUAUACAGAUCUGUCCUCAUACUGCCCAGUUUACACAACCGUUCAGCAUCAAAGCACCCCCAGUGUUGUUUAUUAAUAUGCCAGUGUUAGGAGUUGUACAUUUGAUUUAUAUAGAGGAGAAAAUAAUUACAUUUACAGAAUAAAGGAGUCUUUAUAUGAAUAGAGUGUUAGACAAUUAUAUAAACAAGAACAUCAGUCCCAAAUGAUUGACAUCUGGGAGAUAUAUUUAAUGUGCACAUCAUGUGGAUAAACCUUUUCUUAUAGCAAUAGCUACUUAGCAUUGUACAUGUUAUAUACCAGAGGAAUUACUGAGGGGAAACUGAUUUUAUUUCAUGAAACACAAUAUCAGUAACCUGUACAUACAUGAUCAUAAUCAGUUUAAUUUAAAUGGCUACUAUAACCUACAUGUAUACUGGGUAUGUAAUAUGUGUGUUAUGUUCUGUAACUUGAUAUUAUGUCUGUUAGAUGUUUUCAUGUUAGUUAGAAGCCACAAGAACUGAUAAUAGCACACACUGUAUAUAUAAAGGGAACAUUAUAUGUCUGAUGAAUCCCUUUGUAUCAAGAGCACAAGUGUUAGGUAUAUUUAUACCAUUGUGUGCAUAUAUCAUGUAAUGCUGCUUUUUACUAUAUAAUGAGAUACAAUAUUUUUUUCAAGCAAAUAAAAAGUGAUUGUAAUCCAGA